Messenger RNA from Ostertagia ostertagi, 807 nucleotides. The record is from the annotation of a GenBank genome assembly. NCBI's taxonomy places the organism in Eukaryota, Metazoa, Nematoda, Chromadorea, Rhabditida, Trichostrongylidae.
AUGUUUGCUGUCUAUCUUGCUGCCAGUGUUUCAGGUGCUCAUCUGAAUCCUGCUAUAUCCAUUGCUCAAUGUAUACUCGGUAAUAUACCUGGAUGGAAAGUGAUCCUUUACUCCUUAGCUCAGCUGAUCGGCGCUUAUCUUGGCACGGCUGUUAGUUACUUUGGACAUCACGAUGACCUGUGGAAGCUCGAUGGUGGCAUCCGGCAGGUAACUGGAGCACAAGGGACUGCUGGUCUAUUCACGACAUUUCCCACUGCGUACAUGAGCACAUGGGGCAGUCUUCUUGACCAGAUCAUAGGCACAGCAAUACUUGCCGGUCUCAUCUGCAUGAUUACGGACAAACGACACAGAAUUCCGGCUGGUUUCGUGCCGCCAUUGGCUGGGUCGAUCAUGAGCAUGGUUGCCAUGACAUUUGGUGCCAACGGCGGUUUCGCUAUCAAUCCAGCUCGAGAUCUUGGUCCAAGGCUGUUCACCCUUUGUGCAGGUUACGGAUGGCAGGUGUUCAGUUGCCAGCAAUUUGGUGCAACGGCGGUUUGCUAUCAAUCCGCAGCUCGGAGAUACUUGGUCAAGGAUGCUUCACGCUUUUGUGCAGGUUACGGAUGGCAGGUGUUCAGUGCCUAUGGAUUCUAUUUCUGGAUUCCGAUUGUGGGUCCAUUGAUUGGCGCCGUUCUCGGCGCCUGGAUCUACAAAUUGUUCGUUGGACUUCAUGGACUUAAUGAAGAACUCGAGGUGUCCUCAAAAGGUUACAAUGUGAGUUUGCCCGUGUACACGAAUGGCGAAUCGCAUGUUAAGACGAGGGCCGGCUAA